AUGGGGGCCGAAGAGGCCAAGGUCACCCUGGUACUGGAACCCAGUAUCAGCUGGUGACCAUGGCCGCCCUCUGACCCCGUCCCCGGCCGCAGCCUGCUCCUCGCCGCCCCCUCCCCAGCCCCCGGCCCCGGGCCCCCCACUUCUGCCUGCGCUGUGACACCCCCAGCCGCCGGCACGGCCCCGCCCCCGCUGCCCCGGUGGUGGCCCACGGCCCCCCGGCUGCCCGUGGUCAAACUGGAGUCGCUGAAGCGCUGGAACGAAGAGAGGGGCCUCUGGUGCGAGAAGGGGGUGCAGGUGCUGCUGACGACGGUGGGCGCCUUCGCCGCCUUCGGCCUCAUGACCAUCGCCAUCAGCACGGACUACUGGCUCUACACGCGCGCCUUCAUCUGCAACACCACCAACCUCACGGCCGGCGACGACGCGCCCCCCCACCGCGGCGGCAGCGGCUCCUCCUCGGAGAAGAAGGACCCCGGCGGCCUCACCCACUCGGGACUCUGGAGGAUCUGCUGCCUGGAAGGGUUGAAAAGAGGCGUCUGCGUGAAGAUCAAUCAUUUCCCGGAGGACACGGACUACGACCAUGACAGCGCGGAGUAUCUGCUCCGAGUCGUCCGGGCCUCCAGCAUUUUCCCCAUCCUCAGUGCCAUCCUGCUGCUGCUCGGGGGGGUGUGCGUGGCGGCCUCCCGGGUCUACAAGUCCAAGAGGAACAUCAUUCUGGGAGCAGGCAUCCUGUUCGUGGCAGCAGGCCUGAGCAACAUCAUCGGCGUGAUCGUGUACAUCUCGGCCAACGCGGGCGAGCCGGGCCCGAAGCGGGACGAGGAGAAGAAGAACCACUACUCGUACGGCUGGUCCUUCUACUUCGGCGGGCUGUCGUUCAUCCUGGCCGAGGUGAUCGGCGUGCUGGCCGUCAACAUCUACAUCGAGCGCAGCCGCGAGGCGCACUGCCAGUCUCGCUCGGACCUGCUCAAGGCCGGCGGGGGCGCGGGCGGCAGUGGCGGGAGCGGCCCCUCGGCCAUCCUCCGUCUGCCCAGUUACCGCUUCCGCUACCGCCGCCGCUCCCGCUCUAGCUCCCGCUCCAGCGAGCCGUCGCCGUCGCGGGACGCGUCUCCCGGCGGCGCCGGGGGCCCGGGCUUCGCCUCCACGGACAUCUCCAUGUACACGCUCAGCCGCGACCCGUCCAAGGGCAGCGUGGCCGCGGGGCUGGCGAGCGCCGGUGCCGGCGGCGGGGCGUACGGCGGCGCGGCGGGGGGCGCGGGGGGCGGCGGCGGGGCGGGCGCCGAGCGGGACCGCGGGGGGGCGUCCGGCUUCCUCACGCUGCACAACGCCUUCCCCAAGGAGGCGGGCGGCGGCGUCACGGUCACGGUCACCGGGCCGCCCGCCGCGCCCGCGCCCGCCCCGCCCGCGCCCGCCGCGCCAGCCCCCGGGACCCUGGCCAAGGAGGCCGCCGCCUCCAACACCAACACGCUCAACAGGAAAACCACGCCCGUGUAG
Messenger RNA from Hippopotamus amphibius kiboko, 1488 nucleotides. It is a transcript of the gene CACNG8, whose product is annotated as calcium voltage-gated channel auxiliary subunit gamma 8. Gene Ontology annotation, biological process: transmission of nerve impulse; calcium ion transport; neurotransmitter receptor transport, postsynaptic endosome to lysosome. Gene Ontology annotation, molecular function: voltage-gated calcium channel activity; channel regulator activity. The record is from RefSeq and is a predicted model, not a curated record. Gene Ontology annotation, cellular component: AMPA glutamate receptor complex; postsynaptic density membrane. Lineage: Eukaryota; Metazoa; Chordata; Mammalia; Artiodactyla; Hippopotamidae.